CUUCGUGUUAUCUGCCGCCCUGAACCAUAAACAAAUCCAUCAACCCUCUCAGGGCCACGGAAAUCCCCCCAGACCGGCCCAACAUGGAGGACUUGCCCACAUCCAAAAUGGCGACACCAGCUUCAUGAAAUCAGACGGUGAGGUCAGAGCUGGGACUGCUGAGACAGGGAGAAGGGUGGUAAUAUGUGGAGCGAGCUGGGAUGUGUGUUACGAGGAGCCUCAAGAGUGGGGCAGGCUGCAGUGUACAUGGGGUGUGAGCGCUUUCGAAUGGUCAGGAUCACCUCAACACUUGGAACAGGAAUUAAUUCAAUGCAAGCUGCUGCUGAACGGUGUGUGAGAAUCGUAUUCACCCGUAGCCAGACCAGCAUUCCAGAUUCAAGAGUUCGUUCGCCUUCCCCAGAGCCCAGUUUAUCAGACUUUCCCCCGGCAGAAGAGAUGACCAGCUCCAUAGAUGGAGCCCCUGGUACAGCAAUCUAUGAUUCACUGUUGGCAAGGAAAGGCCCAGACUUGUCUAGAACAGGCAUUGGGCAGAUCAGAACAUUCCGAAAUUAUAGCACGGUCAGGGGCCUGACAGCUGACGAACUCAAACGGAUGAGGGAAACCAAAUCACAGAAUGAAGCCGAGAGGCCUGGAAAAAUGAAACGACAGAAGCUCAGUGACCGAGCUCGAGAGAGGAAGGUGCCUGCGUCUCGGAUGAGCCGCUUGGCAAACUUUGGAGGCCUCGCGGUUAGUCUUGGAAUCGGUGCAUUGGCAGAAGUCGCAAAGCAGUCUCUGAGCAGAGGAGAGAAGCAGAAUGCAGGUAGCAGUUCUUACCUAAUGGCCAACCCAUUCCUGAGUGAAACUAAUGCAGAGAAAAUUGUGGACACGCUGUGCAAAGUGCGAGGAGCAGCGCUGAAGAUAGGGCAAAUGCUCAGCAUACAAGAUAACUCCUUUAUCAGUCCGGAGUUGCAGAGAAUCUUUGAGCGUGUCCGUCAGAGCGCAGACUUCAUGCCAACAUGGCAAAUGACGAAAGUUCUAGAGGAGGAACUGGGUUCAAAUUGGAGAGAUAAGUUGGAUUACUUUGAAGACAGACCUUUUGCUGCAGCGUCCAUUGGUCAGGUUCAUUUUGCAAAGUUAAAAGAUGGUCGCGAGGUAGCUAUGAAGAUCCAGUAUCCGGGAAUCGCUCAGAGUAUAAACAGCGACGUGGACAAUCUUCUGGCAAUACUGAAAAUGAGCGUGGUUUUUCCUGAAGGACUAUUUCCCGACAGUAGCAUCCACGUUCUACAGAAAGAGCUCUCCUGGGAAUGUGAUUAUAAACGCGAAGCCAGCUGUGCAAAGCAGUUCAGACAGCUCCUGAAUGGCGAUCCCUUCUUCUGCGUUCCACAGGUCAUUGAUGAGCUCACAGCGGAGCGGGUACUAACGCUGGAGCUGGUGUCUGGAGUGCCACUAGACCAGUGCGUGAACCUGGACCAAGAGACACGGAAUCAGAUCUCGUACAACAUCCUGCGUCUCAGCUUACAGGAAAUCUUCCAGUUUCGCUUCAUGCAGACAGAUCCAAACUGGUCAAAUUUCUUCUAUGACGAAGAAAAAAAUAAGAUUAAUCUACUGGAUUUUGGUGCUAGUCGGAAAUUUGGAGAGGAAUUUACAGAUGAUUAUAUUGAGGUUGUUAAGGCGGCUGCAGACAACAAUAGAGAAAAAGUUCUGCAAAAAUCUCGGGACCUUAAAUUCCUAACAGGGUUUGAAACUAAGGUCUUUGAAGAAGCUCACAUAGACGCAGUAAUGAUCCUCGGGGAGGCAUUUGCUUCAGAAGAGCCGUUCAAUUUUGGCACACAGAGCACUACAAGCAGAAUCCAUGACCUAAUCCCAGUCAUGCUAAAACACCGACUCACUCCACCACCGGAAGAAUCCUACUCGCUGCACCGCAAAAUGGCAGGCUCCUUCCUGAUCUGUGCCAAGCUGCGAGCCAUAAUCCCGUGCAAGGAGCUAUUCCAGGGCAUAUACCGCCAAUACUGGGAGCAGCGACAUGGGGGAGAGCAGGCGAUAAGCUCAUAGUGAACUUCUUUUCCAGCUUGGAAAUGGGUGUAAUGAUUCAGUGCCACCCCAGCCUGAUGGGAACCUGCUAACGUGUUAUCCACGUGUUUAUAAGGCUUGCAUUCAGAGACCCAGCUGAGGACAGGUGCAUUUCUGGUGCAUAGUGGGAUGGAGAGAGAAUAAAGACGGAAGGGUAAAUUGAGAAAACAAGUGAGGACGAAUGAGGAUAAAUAGCCACCUCUCCACACUUCCACCAAGAAGAAUAUUUAAUCCAGACAUUGGAUGUAUAGAUUUAAUUUGAUAAAUUACCCAUAUGUCACAUUGUUGUGAAAGGAGCCUUUAAUGUUCUUAUUAAUCUCUCUAUUUCUCACACAUACCCACCAAAACGGAGAAUUGAAGGCUGUUCGUGUCACUGCAGGUCCUUGUUAACUACAUUUCCCAUGAUGCCCAUUAAGCUUUUGGGGUAUGAGCAUCAUGGGAAAUGUAGUUUGUGAAGCUCUGCAGUGGCAUGGUUAACCAUUACUAACUUAGAGCCAAUCUCAUGUCGUUCUGUUUGUAAGAAAAGAAAGAAAAAUCCUGAUUAUAAAGUUAUUUGCCUUUAGAAGUAAAUUAAAGUGAAAUGUCCGUU
Messenger RNA from Pelobates fuscus (common spadefoot toad), 2638 nucleotides. RefSeq names its product coenzyme Q8B (gene COQ8B). Gene Ontology annotation, biological process: ubiquinone biosynthetic process. Bases 184 to 2031 code for a protein of 615 amino acids. The transcript is spliced from 15 exons. The record is from RefSeq and is a predicted model, not a curated record. NCBI's taxonomy places the organism in Eukaryota, Metazoa, Chordata, Amphibia, Anura, Pelobatidae.